AUGUCAUUUCCCCAGGAUCCUAGACGCCGUCGCGGUGGAGCCGGCACCGGCUUCAGCUCUACUGGUCGGAGAACUGCCUUGGGGUAUUAUAUCCCACUGGCGCUUACUGUUGGAGUCGCGGCCGUGAGCAUUGCUGCGUGGGUUUGGAGCGAGCGACACGAAGACGACGACGACGACGAAGACCGCCCCCACGGCGAAGCUGAAGGUCCCUAUCCGCCACCCCCAGGACCUCCUGGAGCUAAUUAUCCUCCACCCCCGUAUGGUUCAGGCCCAGGAAACUAUGCCAGAGAUAUUGGCUCAGAAAUGACCCCCGCCGAUGCUUCAGAUGAUCCUAGCUUCAUGGCUCGCAUGCAGGGCGCAUUGCGCCGAACACCGAGCCCACAACAGAUCUUUGAUGGCGCAAGUCGCAAAGUUGUCGCCGGUGUUGCCGCUGCCGGUCAAUUCGUCGGUGGCGCACUUACAUCUAUCCGGGAAGAGAACCGAGGCGACUUCGAAGACCACACAAGAUGGUCCGAGGAAGCACAGUCCCGUUCCAACGAGAGAAGUCAACCAAUCGAACCCACCAUGAGUGGCGCUCUGCCAGGCCGUGCAGCUGGCCAACAUUCAUUUGAAAAGAAGAAGAAGACUGUUGUUAUUGUUGUAUCAUCAUUGACUCCAUCUGACUCUGAUGAUUUCGCCUCAGAACACGCUUCGAUUCUUUCCCAUCUUCCUGAACACGUGGAUCUGGAGACCUCUCGCAUUUUCGUCUUGAUCUAUGCGCCGAACUUGAAGCAUGCCAUUGGCCAGGGAGGCGCUUCCCGCUCAGCUCAAUCGCAAUCUAUUGCUUCAUCCUACUCUAACAUUGCUCAUGAAGAAGCGAGCUCCUCUGCUGAAUUGGUUGGUGGUGACCUCACUAAGGUGGAACCCCGACAAGACGAUGAUCUUGAAGGACAAUCUCCAUUCUUCCGAACCCUGUACACGCAGGCGCAAGCACUGGUUGAGAAGGAGAGCAUGAUUAUGCCCUUCAGUACGGCUUCUGGAUACGUUCACCUUGUCCGCCACCUUUCCCCUGAUCUUGUCUACAUUCAGGAGUCCUUGACUGAAGAGAAAGGCGACGCUGUCCAACACAUCUCCGGCUGGGUUCGCCAAGUCAUUGUUGUGGUCGGUGACGAGGGAGGUCGCGGUGGUCUUAUUGACAGCGAUGACGAAUCUGCCCUUGCCGACAAAAGAGAGAAGUGGUGGCAAAAAGAAGGCACCACUGGCAUUGGAAAGCGGAUUGAUGUGGUUGAUGUGCAUCGCGUCGGUGAUGACUGGCGGCGCCGAGUGCGUGGCAUGGAUUAA
This is a messenger RNA of Penicillium malachiteum, 1320 nucleotides long. RefSeq lists its product as uncharacterized. The record is from RefSeq and is a predicted model, not a curated record. The transcript has 2 exons. Bases 1 to 1320 code for a protein of 439 amino acids. NCBI's taxonomy places the organism in Eukaryota, Fungi, Ascomycota, Eurotiomycetes, Eurotiales, Aspergillaceae.